AUGGCGACACAAACCGUGUCCCUCAUCAAGUUCAAAAGCAAGUUGACGAGCAUAUUCUUCACGAAAGAUGCGCCGAUUGAAGUUCAUUCCGAAGAGUACGACAACUUCUGGAAGUUCCUGGUGAAGUUCGAGAAACGAGUCAAAGAUCGAACAGAAUCAUCAGGUGAGGAAGCAGGACAGGGUGAUCGAAGUAGAGUAUUUGGCCCGGUGCCUUGUUGGGAUAAAUCGACUUCGGAUUUAUUGCACCGGAUCGUCAUCGACCAAGAUGAAAAAUGGGUACUGACCGAGCGGGACAUCGAAAUAACUCGGGACGCUCUGCUAACAUAUGUAGCGUUUCUGAGGAAACAAGAAGAGAGACGUCGCGAAAAACUCAAGCAUUUCCAAGAAGGCUUACCUAUCGCUCAAUACCGACAGACCUUAGUCGCUUCAUUGAAGACAAACCAGGUCAUCCUGGUGGCAGGUGACACUGGAUGUGGGAAAUCUACCCAGGUUCCCCGAUACUUGCUCGACGAAGGAUAUGAAGGCAUCAUAGUAACGCAGCCCCGAAGAUUAGCGGCCAUCGCUCUUGCAUCCCGAGUGAGCUUUGAGACGGGUACGGAGAUGGGGAACCUGGUCGGCUACCAGAUCCGUUUCGAGAGGAAAAUCAGCAAACACACGAAGCUGACUUUCAUGACCGAGGGGCUCCUGCUGCGAUUGCUGUCCACGUCACCCUCGGAAGUCAUGAGUAAACACAAGGUCAUCAUCCUGGAUGAAAUCCACGAACGUCACAUUUCAUGUGAUUUUUUGCUCGGUUUGGUGAAGUGCCUCGUCGCACAAAACGAAGAUCUCAAGGUCAUCCUCAUGAGUGCCACAGCGAAUUUACAACUUUUCUCAAAUUAUUUCGACAACAGUCCCGUGAUCGAGGUUCCAGGGCGUCUCUUUCCUGUGGAGGUUAAUUACAUUGCUCCGGAUCGUGACAAGGACUCGGGACUCUCCAGGAAAAAGUCUAAAAUCGAUCCAGGACCCUUCGUCAAGGUUCUGAGUUUAAUCGAGCAGACUGUGGCGAAAGGAGAGAGGGGAGACGUUCUGAUAUUCCUCAGCGGCGCACAAGAGAUUUCAUGUCUCCAAGAAGAAUUAGAGGGGCGUGAAGGUUGGAUACUCCUGCCCCUGCAUUCCGCAUUACCAAUAAAACAGCAAGAUAGUUUCCUCGCCGCGCCAGAUGGAAUGCGCAAAUGCAUACUCUCCACCAACAUUGCGGAAACUUCCGUGACCAUAGACGGUAUACGCUUCGUCGUAGACUCCGGGAAAGUGAAGGAAAUGACCUAUGACGCUUCGUGCCGAAUGCAUAAGCUCAAGGAGUUCUGGUGCUCGAAAGCCUCGGCGCAACAAAGGAAAGGUCGGGCAGGGAGAACGGGUCCGGGCAAAUGUUUCCGACUGUACAGUGAAAAACAAUUCGAAGAGAUGGACGACUAUAGCGAGCCCGAGGUUCGUCGUGUGCCGCUGCACUCUCUUGUGCUCCAGCUCGUGCAAUUAGGCCUGGCCGAUGUCCGACAGUUCCCCUUCUUAGAAAAACCGGAUAUGGAAAGUCUGGAGCAUUCCAUAUGUACGCUUGUCAGACAGGGAGCUCUAGCAUCAGACGAAAAACUCACGGCCAUGGGGAAAAUCCUCGCCCAACUACCCGUAGAUCUCAGCGUCGGAAAAGUUUUGCUCCUCGGCUGCAUGUUCCGAGAGCUCCUCGAAGCUUCGCUAACUCUGGCAGCUGCUCUCAGUAUACCGAGCGCCCUCUCCCAGCAAAGUUUCCGUGACUUCGAAACAAUACGGCGAAGAAAAGAUCUCGAAGAUGAUCGUGGUGAUCCUUUUAUGAUCGUGCGAGUCUACCACGAAUGGCUGCAAGUAAAACUCGACGACAGAGAGUCUUCUCAAAGAUGGUGCCGGAGGAGGGGCGUUGAGGAGCAGAGACUCUACGAAUUGACAAAACUAAGGGGACAGUUUUUACGGAUCCUGAAGGAAGCGAAGCUUUACGAUAUUCCCGAGGCGUCUAUGUCUUCCUCGGAGAGGGCCAGACGGCAUGGGGAAGUUCACCAUCUGAGAGAUCUCCGCAAGGAAGCUGUGGUGCACGAGAGGAAGAGUCGGAAAAGGAAGCUCAAUGAGGAAUCAAACGUUGACGAUGAAGACGACGAUGCCUUGGACGUGAAAGAUAUCGACUUCAGACUCGCACAAGAUGCCAAGACGAUGCGACGGUUGCUCCGGAAGAGCUCCGAGCUCAGUACCUCGGAGAGGGCUACGCUGCUGUGGAUCUUGACGGCUGGACUGUAUCCUCAAAUUGCUCUGAGCGAUACCCAUAACAGCUACAAGAAAGACGCCGAUCAAUUAUUCCAUACCGACGCCAAAGGUUUCGUCACCCUGCAUCCGAACUCGGUGCUCGCUCUGAAUCCUGACGUCCUCCGACUCGAUGACCUGGACAUCGAGGCUAUCGAGGGAGGCUUGAGUGUGUCGUCGAAGCAUCAGAUGCUGGCGUAUAUGUCCCUCCUCGAGACAACAAAACCCUAUCUCGUAAAUUGCGUCAGACUGCCUACUCUCCAGUACAUUCUGCUCCUGGCGGGAGAGAUACACGUUUCCUCCUGUCUGAAGAGGAUGGCUUUCGACUCCAUGGUGGAAGUUCGAAUCUUCGAAUCUCCCGAGACUUGUCAGCGCCAUGGUCUGCUCCUCCGAGUUCUACUGGCGCGCCUCAUGUUCCAGAGGGUGUUCCAGAGGAUGCUGCAGGAGAGCUCUCAAGAAGCGGCUGAAGGAGAAGGAGGUGUAUCGAGUGAAACACGGCGGUUGUCACGUCGUUUGCUGAAGUAUGUGGGCGAGGUUCUGCUCAAUUUCAAAGAUCUGUGUUAUACACAGAAAAGGUUGCUGCCAGCUGACCUGAAAACGCUCUUCGUGAACGAUCCGCUCAGCAUUUGUGGGUUUCUCCGAUUCGGGAGCCUGGAAUCUCUCGAUGACUCGGAUGUCGGAAAAUCUUCAGCAAGCUCUUCGAUUCCGAAAUUCUCUUGUCCGAUCUGCGAUGAGACUCACGGCACAUUUGUUUCAUGUGCGGCGCACCUGGAAUUCUGUGUCCUCGACGACAAGAGCUCCCAAAAGAUCACAGCGGAGGAAGCUUCGGAGUUGAAUGAAGGAUAUUUCUGUAAAAACUGUCAGAAAGCGAUAGGUAGCGAUGCAACCUUCGAUAUCCUCAGGCACAAUCGAGAAUGUCUAGGGUAAGACUGAGAAUUCCCUCGUCGUCCGUCACUCUAUCGACGUCCCCA
Molecule: messenger RNA, 3269 nt
Organism: Galendromus occidentalis (western predatory mite)
Lineage: Eukaryota; Metazoa; Arthropoda; Arachnida; Mesostigmata; Phytoseiidae
Product: probable ATP-dependent RNA helicase DHX34
Cellular component (GO): intracellular anatomical structure
Molecular function (GO): helicase activity; ATP binding; RNA binding
Source: RefSeq, a predicted model, not a curated record